Setaria italica (foxtail millet) is the source of this 1145-nucleotide messenger RNA. Its product is annotated as isopentenyl-diphosphate Delta-isomerase I. The transcript has 5 exons. NCBI's taxonomy places the organism in Eukaryota, Viridiplantae, Streptophyta, Magnoliopsida, Poales, Poaceae. The coding region runs from base 151 to 954 and encodes 267 amino acids. Gene Ontology annotation, molecular function: isopentenyl-diphosphate delta-isomerase activity. Gene Ontology annotation, biological process: isopentenyl diphosphate biosynthetic process; isoprenoid biosynthetic process. Gene Ontology annotation, cellular component: cytoplasm. The record is from RefSeq and is a predicted model, not a curated record.
GCCGUUAUUUAUGUCCCCCGCUGGACCCGUUCCCUGGCACUCCGGCUCCGCUCCCCGCAGCGCUCACGCUCCCCACGGCCCACGCUCUCGGCAGCCGCAAACGCUCCUCCAUCUCUCUCCUCCGCCGCGACCCGAGAGAGGGAGGCAGGCAUGGCCGGUGCGGCGGGCGACGACGCCGGGAUGGACGCCGUCCAGAGGCGGCUCAUGUUCGAGGACGAGUGCAUUUUGGUGGAUGAGCAGGACAAUGUUGUUGGCCAUGAAUCAAAGUACAACUGCCAUCUGAUGGAAAAGAUUGAAUCUGAGAAUCUGCUCCACAGGGCUUUCAGUGUGUUCCUUUUCAACUCAAAAUAUGAGCUGCUACUUCAGCAAAGGUCUGCAACAAAGGUUACAUUUCCUUUAGUUUGGACCAACACCUGCUGCAGCCAUCCUCUGUACCGUGAGUCUGAACUUAUCCAGGAGAACUACCUUGGUACGUUACAGAAAAUCUUGCAAACUGAAAUUGUUUGCUUCCGUUUCUCAUUUUCUCUCUGUAAUAAUGACUUAACCUUUUGUUCUUCAGGUACGAGAAAUGCAGCACAGAGGAAGCUCCUGGAUGAGCUGGGCAUCCCAGCUCAAGAUGCCCCGGUUGACCAAUUCACCCCUGUUGGUCGGAUGCUCUACAAGGCUCCAUCUGAUGGAAAAUGGGGCGAGCAUGAGCUUGACUCCAUCCUGAUCAUGGUCCGGGACGUGAAGCUGCAGCCGAACCCAGAUGAGGUCGCGGACGUGAAGUAUGUGAACCGCGAGCAGCUGAAGGAGCUGAUCCAGAAGGCGGACGCCGGCGAGGACGGCAUGAAGCUCUCCCCCUGGUUCCGGCUGAUCGUCGACAACUUCCUGAUGCGCUGGUGGGAUCAUGUGGAGAAGGGCACCCUCAGCGAGGUCGUGGACAUGGAGACCAUCCACAAGCUGAAGGAUUGAGGGGCCACUGCCAGACGUGGCUCCAGUGACCUCGUCGCCCGACGUUGCUCUGCCGCAUGCUUGUCGCUCGUACCUAAGAGGGUUUGCUCCUGUGUGCCUAUUGGCCCUAUUGAGAACCAGAUCGUUUGUUUAACCAGUGUUUAUACCUCGGCCGAAUAAACAGCAAUAAGUUUGACCUGUUCGUCCCGUCA